AUUAAAUUUGUGCCCCACCAAAAGGCGACGCCGGAGCCCCACUUUGACGGGACUUGGAGCGGACAGGUGGCUUCACACUGUUGGUGUUCAUCGCAAAGCUCGCACCGAGUCCUGACACCGGUCCUGGGAUUAUCCUGCUGCUGUGCUUUUGUUUAGACGAACAAUGGGGAACUUCAAAGAGACGCUGGGAAUCAACGAACUGAAAACGAAAAACAACAACAUAUGGAAAGCACUACUGGCUGAAUUCCUAGGCAAUUUACUUCUUAACUUAUUUGGCUGUGGAUCAGUCGUUAACUUCCACGACGAUCCACGUAGCACCGUACUAAUUGCUUUAACAUUCGGUUUCACAAUCUUCAUCGUGGUGCAGUCCCUGGGGCACGUCAGUGGGGCCCACAUCAACCCCGCCGUCACCUGUGGCAUGCUGGCGACAGGGAACAUCAAAAUAAUCAAAGGGGUGCUCUACAUCGUAGUCCAAUGUCUUGGUGCCUUAGCAGGAUCAGGAAUCUUAAAGGCUUUAACACCUGAAGCCCUUCAAGAAACAGGCCUGGGCAUCACCCUCGUAAACGUGAACAAGGAAGUGACGCCAGUACAAGCCUUCGGCAUCGAGUUCUUCCUGGGCUUCAUCCUGGUACUGACCGUUUGCGGAGUCUGCGACCCCAACAGGCCCGAAGCUAAGGCGGCUGCGGGCUUGGCAAUCGGUCUGGCUGUUUCUGUAGGCCACUUGGCUGCUAUUGACUUCACCGGCUCCAGCAUGAACCCCGCACGUACCUUCGGAUCUGCUGUCAUUGCCAACAAUUGGACGGAUCACUGGGUGUACUGGGUGGGACCGAUCUUCGGUGGAGUUGUGGCAGCUUUGUUGUACAAGCACGCCUUCUCCGCACCAAGCAUGGGACCUCUCAAGAUCAUCGAAAGAUACACCACUGUUGUAACUGACGAGAAAGAGCUCAAGAGAUUGGACGCCAAAAUGGAUGACAAUCUAGCUUAGUUUUCUUAGGUUUAAGUUCAAAGGCACAUCUUCAUUGUUUUGAAUAUGUUUAAUUUUAUAAGCAUUUUAUUUAUUGAGCCAUUAAUGUAAUGCAUGUGAGCACUAAUUUUAUGUAUAUAUUUUUAAUAAGACAAUAAAGUUAUUUUUAACUAA
Messenger RNA from Aethina tumida (small hive beetle), 1138 nucleotides. Its product is annotated as aquaporin. Bases 164 to 985 code for a protein of 273 amino acids. The record is from RefSeq and is a predicted model, not a curated record. Gene Ontology annotation, cellular component: plasma membrane. NCBI's taxonomy places the organism in Eukaryota, Metazoa, Arthropoda, Insecta, Coleoptera, Nitidulidae. The transcript has 6 exons. Gene Ontology annotation, molecular function: water channel activity. Gene Ontology annotation, biological process: transmembrane transport.